AUGGCUGUGUCUACAUUUCCCGCAGAAUCUCCCAAUAUUGCCUUGCUCAAUGUCGCUCGCUUGUUCACCCGACUCGAGCACAACCUGCUCUCCCCAGGUACAGACCGACGCUCACUCCAACAAUCCGAAUACCAGCGCAUGCGCGUGAACAAGAAUGUGGAAUAUGCACGCACCCUCUUGACCCAACUUGAGCGGUCCCUCCCACAAUUGAAGCCACUCGACCGCAAACAUGAAGCGCAAGCCGAGAUUGCGCGCGAUAGACAGCUUCUGAAGCGCAUACAAACUAUUCUCGAUGAGGAAGAUGCCAAAGCGACUGCGGAGCAGGAUGACGAUGACAACCUCGAUGAGGAUGACGAGUGGAAGGAAUUGUUCUCGAAGCCUCUUUCUCCAGAGAAUACCACUCCGUCGGUCUCUCAGCCCAGAGACCAAAAGCUGUCAGGACCAGGAAUCAACGACCAGGACAAUGUUCAACCCGCCACCAGCGCAACUAUCACAUCGGCAACAACACAACCCGAACCAACCUCCACUCCCCCAACAAGCACACCGGCACCUCCGACUCUGCGCAACCGCCAGGCCGGCAAACCCUCCGUUGCCACAAAUAAAGCAACAGCAUCAGGAAGCAAUGCCAAGCUCCACGACACAGAAAACGAAUUAAGCACACAUAGAACGGAACAAGAGGAUCUGACCAGCUCACUCCUGACGCUAGCCGCGCAACUCAAAACAUCAUCACAGGCCUUCCAGUCUACUCUGGAAGGGGAGAAGUCUGCGUUGGAUCGUGCAGUGUCUGGCAUUGACCACACGAGUACCAUUAUGGAGGCUGCGGGGAAAAGGAUGGGGAUGCUGCGAAAGAUGACGGAGGGGAAGGGCUUGUGGGGUCGAAUGAUGCUUUAUGCGUGGAUCUUCGGGCUAUGGGUUGUUGCUAUCUUGAUCGUUUACGUUGGACCCAAAUUGAGGUUUUAG
Molecule: messenger RNA, 960 nt
Organism: Penicillium brevicompactum
Lineage: Eukaryota; Fungi; Ascomycota; Eurotiomycetes; Eurotiales; Aspergillaceae
Exons: 2
Coding region: 1-960 (319 amino acids)
Biological process (GO): retrograde vesicle-mediated transport, Golgi to endoplasmic reticulum
Cellular component (GO): endoplasmic reticulum; SNARE complex
Molecular function (GO): SNAP receptor activity
Source: RefSeq, a predicted model, not a curated record